AUGCAACCAAUGCAACCCCUUGAGUUCUACUUCAAAAGCAGUGAGUUUCCGAAGACUUGGAAGAUACAAACUAAGUGCUUUGUGACCAAGACAGUAGAUGUCAUCAAGGAUAAGCCUGAGGCUCAAUGGUUCACAAGCCAUCCUCAGUUUCGACAUUUCUUCCACAUGCCAGAUGAAGAUAACCUGAAGCUCCAAGGGAUGUGGAUGUUACUCAUGUGCACCAUUUGUACUCCAGAAGAUGAUGUUGCAUGGUUUGCGGUUAAUGGUGUACCCAUCCGCUAUUCUAUGAGGGAGCAUGCCCUCAUCUCUGGCUUAAACUGCGGUGAUUAUCCACCAAACUACGAGAAGUUGGGGAGUUAUAAGUUUGUGGAUUAUUACUUCCAUGACAGAAAGAAGAUCACCAUCAGUGAUGUGAAGCAGAAGAUGUUGUCUAUGCCGCCGUGUCCAGAUAGAUUGAAGAUGACUGUCUUGUUUUUUCUUGGUCGGGUUAUCAGAGGAAAGCCGAAGGAUUGUGGACAUUUAGACCUCUUCAUAUUAAGGAUGGUGGACAAUUUAGAAGCUUGCAGAUCAUUUCCUUGGGGGUCGUCUAACAUUUGA
Molecule: messenger RNA, 597 nt
Organism: Brassica napus (rape)
Lineage: Eukaryota; Viridiplantae; Streptophyta; Magnoliopsida; Brassicales; Brassicaceae
Exons: 1
Coding region: 1-597 (198 amino acids)
Source: RefSeq, a predicted model, not a curated record